This is a messenger RNA of Amborella trichopoda, 3437 nucleotides long. It is a transcript of the gene CIPK21, whose product is annotated as CBL-interacting protein kinase 21. The record is from RefSeq and is a predicted model, not a curated record. Gene Ontology annotation, molecular function: protein serine/threonine kinase activity; ATP binding. Gene Ontology annotation, biological process: protein phosphorylation; signal transduction. NCBI's taxonomy places the organism in Eukaryota, Viridiplantae, Streptophyta, Magnoliopsida, Amborellales, Amborellaceae.
AACCAAACCUUCUGAAAUAAAACUCAGUAUCAUGAACCAGGUGAAACACCACAGGCCUUUCUUCAAGACUCUCAUUCACAGAGAUGGGUCACUCCACAAACAUUAGCAAAUACCAACUUGGCCGGACCAUUGGAGAAGGCAGCUUCGCCAAGGUUAAGAUAGCCAUAAACACUCAGACCCGACAGAGGGUUGCUGUAAAGGUCAUAGAUAAACAAAUGGUCGUAGAAAGCAAACUCAUGUCUCAGGUGCAGAGGGAGAUUAGCAACAUGAAGCUACUGCAUCAUCCUAACAUCGUAAAAAUCUAUGAGGUUGCAGCAACAAAGACAAAGAUCUUUAUUGUAAUGGAGUACAUAUCAGGAGGUCAACUUGCAGAUAAGAUUUCGUACCUUAAGAGGAUAUCUGAUGAGCAGGCUAGAAAGUACUUCCAGCAGUUGAUUGAUGCUGUGGAUUACUGUCACCGAAGAGGAGUGUAUCACAGAGAUUUAAAGCCUGAAAAUUUGCUUUUAGAUGGGAAGGAAAAUCUGAAGGUCUCAGAUUUUGGUUUGAGCACAUUGCGCAAGAGUAAUGGUUUGCUUUCUACUGCUUGUGGAUCCCCUAGCUAUCUUGCACCUGAGGUGAUUGCACAUAGAAGCUAUGAUGGAGGAGCUGCAGAUAUCUGGUCUUGUGGAGUUAUCCUUUAUGAACUACUGGCAGGAUAUUUGCCAUUUGAAGAUCACAACAUGAUGGCAAUGUAUCAAAAGAUAUGCAAAGCAGAGUACUCUUGUCCUGUGUGGUUCUCAGGUAGUCACAGAAAGCUUCUAUUCAGAAUACUGGAUCCAAUGCCUACCAGGCGAAUGACAGUAGCAGAGAUUCUUGAAGAUGAAUGGUUUCAAAAAAAUUAUGAACCCUCUGUAGGAUACAUGGAUGAUGAGAGCAUAAAUGUGGACGAUAUCAAUGAUGCAUUUGAUGGAAUAGCUCAGGAUGCUGAUAAACCAGAGAAAGAGAAGACUGCAAAUUUCAUCAAUGCUUUCCAACUGAUAGCCAUGUCUAAUGACCUAGACUUAUCUGGACUUUUCGAGGAAGAGGACGACUACACAAGGAAAAAGAGGUUUGGAUCGAAGCAUUCAAUCAGUGAGACAGUCAUGAAAAUUGAAGUAGCUGCAAAAGAUGCCAGGCUCUCAGUGGAAAGAAUGAAUCACUCUAAGCUAAAACUUCACGAAUUGGGAAGGAAAAAGAGCAGAUCAUAUUUUGCAUUAUCAGCAGAGGUGAUUGAGGUGGCUCCAACGCAUUGUGUGGUAGAAGUAUCAAAAUCUGCAGGGAACAUAUCAGAAUACAAAAAGUUCUGUCAAAGCUUAUCAAAUGUGCUAAAGGAGAAAUUCAACAGUUCAUCAGAAACACAAUUUUUCUCUAGCAGGGAUAUGAACAAAGAAGCAGCAAUAAAAAAAUCUCGAAGCUUAGAGGCGAUUUGUAGCAAGAGGGGUACAGAAGAACUUCAAGGCUAUUCUACCUCAUAAGAUUCACACUGCAAUGUCCUUAAAAAGUAUUUCAGGGAAUCACCAAGUUUCGAUGUUCCUCAAACAAAACAAAGAGAAGAUACAGUGGUCAUUGUAUUCUCCAUACCAGAUGUGCCAAGUUGACAUCCAAAAAUAAAGAAGAAUAUAACCUUUGCAGACUCCGUCGUCAACUAAUUCCAUUCUUGCCUGAGAUGGCAUUCAUCUGACCGAUAUUCUUUUGAUUUUUUACCCCUGCUUUCUUGCUCUGUUUUGAUUUUACACAACUUUGUUUUUGGAGUCUGUGAAACUUAUUAUCGGCUUAAACUUUGUCGAACUCGAACCCAAUGGUAUGGAAGUUUUCAAAUAACAGAAAAUUAGGGAACAUUAGAUGUCAUUUUAGUGAUAAUUCGGCAAAUGAUCACAGCCCAAGGAAUCCAAAAAUUGGAGGUUUUGAACUCCUUUUUUCCCCUAACCCAAGGAGCAAAACCAUCAUUUUGCUAAAUAGAGGGAUUUCAUGUAUAAAUCCACUUAAGCCUUGGCAACUUUAACCCCUGCUUCAUAUAAAAUGUUUAAACAUCUAAAAGUUCACCUAAAUUGAUUGGGACUCUCAAAAACAUUCUGCAUAAGUGUUUCUGUUACAAAGGAAAUUGAGACCAGCCAGUUCACCGUGAAAUCAGAACCUAAUGCACCAACCAUUGGGACCAGUCAAAAGGCCCUUCCAGUCAAAUUUUCUGUUUUUCUGAAUUUUGGAAAGGAACCCAACCAGAUAGGAUUGCAGUUCUUGAAGGGUGACUGUGGGGUGUGGUUUUUUAUAAAUUCCAAUUCAAACGCAGUCAUAGUACUGCAAAACAUGAAUUAGAUGGUGAAGCCUCAUGCUAAAAAAGGUGGCAGGCAUCAAGUUUAAGAUGAUGAUCAUAAUGAUGAUGACAAUACAUGCUUACCAAGAUGGUCAAUCAGCAUGACAUGUCUAAUAACACAAUCAUUAGAAACAAAAUGACUAAGAAAAACCUGGUGUCAAGAAAAGGACUUAAGCAGAACCAUAUGAAUGACUAUAAGAAAACAAAAAGGGGUGUAGAUUGUAUGAAGUUCUUUCCCCAUUAUUUGAUAAUACAGGUUGGAAAGGAGUUUGUACACUAAUGAUUGAGAAAUCUAGGAAGAACCAAUGAAACAACUGGGACCUGAUAAAAAAUAAGGAGCAUAAACGUCAGGAAACAGGAAAACUGUGGGCCAUAUGCAAGAUAAGUGAACCCAGGCAUAUGUGUCUCAAAUUUGGAACUGUACCAGUUUGCGAAAGAAAUUUCCUAUGAAAUGGUUCCCACCUAAAUUUGACUUUGCUUGGCCAUGCCUUAAGCACAUUGACAUGUGAGAUUUUUUUUUUUGAGAGAAUACAUGGGAGAAAUUAACUGGAAUGAAAUAAGGAGUGCUCAGAAAUUCCUCACUUACUUCAAGACCCCUUCGUCCUUGAUUAUUUGACGCAAUCUCCUUUCCACUGGAAAUUGCUUAAAGCAAGAUCAUUGCAAUUUCUCAAGUAAGUGUCCCCAGUUGAUAAAAGACAAGUAGAUCUUGGUUUAGCAUAUGCCAGUUUGACUUUCUCCUCCCCAGUGUUGAAAAAGGCACCCACCCAAGUGCCUAGGAGGCCGGAAGCCCUGGGCGCAUCACCCAGGGCUAGCGGGCAGGUGGGAGGGGUAUGCCACAUGGCCGGUGCCUAGGCAGCCCGCAACAAAUGACGGAGAGAGGGGCGAAAAUGCCCCCUGGGUAGGGGUAAUUUUGGUCUUCUUGCCCCUUCUUUCUUUGUUUAAAGACUAGGGGUGGUAAUUUAACCCCCCAAAAUAUUAUUUAGAACUACUAUAUAAUAUUAUUUAUAAUCACAUUAUCAUAAUAUGGUAAAUUAAUAUAUUAUUAAUACAUGCUUCACUGUCAGCAUGUGUCAAUGAUGUUUCUUAAAAAAGUAAUUUACUAUUGAUA